Messenger RNA from Ramularia collo-cygni, 1479 nucleotides. Its product is annotated as related to aldehyde dehydrogenase. The coding region runs from base 1 to 1479 and encodes 492 amino acids. The record is from RefSeq and is a predicted model, not a curated record. The transcript has 4 exons. Gene Ontology annotation, molecular function: aldehyde dehydrogenase (NAD+) activity. Lineage: Eukaryota; Fungi; Ascomycota; Dothideomycetes; Mycosphaerellales; Mycosphaerellaceae.
AUGAGCCAAUCUUUGCCAGUUGUGGCGWACCUGUUCAUUAAUGGCGAGUUCGUUCCUGCAUCUGACAGCAACACCUUCGAACUACGCUCCCCUUACAGCGGGGAAGUGGUUGGCAAAAUCGCCGAAGCUACCUCUGUUGAUGUAGAUACGGCAGUGACAGCAGCAAAAGCCGCACAACCAUCAUGGGAAGCAAUGUCGCCACAAGAGCGAGGAAAACCACUCGCGAAAUUGGCUCAAAUGAUUGCCGAUGCAACACCAGAGUUGGCGAAACUUGAUGCUCUGUCUCUGGGUCGCCCUAUCAGCACUUACUUCGAUGGGCAUUAUGCAGUCACGCACUUUCGAUAUUUCGCAGAAGCGGCGUAUGCACUCGGUACCUCGUCRCUGAACACACCAGGUUUCAUGAACGUCUCUCUCAAACAGCCAUAUGGCGUGGUAGCAGCUAUCAUCCCUUGGAACGCUCCACUAGUAUUCCUCAGCAAAAAGCUCGCUCCAGCUCUCGCUGCAGGCAACACCAUCAUCCUCAAGACCAGCGAAAAGGCUCCAUUGUCAUCAGACCUGGUCGCUCGAAUGUUGAACGAAGCUGGGUUUCCCCCAGGUGUGGUCAACAUCCUGCAUGGUCACGGUCUUCCAUCCGGCGAAGCAAUUUCCAAACACAUGGGUAUCCGAGCGCUAUCAUUCACCGGUUCCGUUCGAACGGGCCGUGCAAUUCAAAAAGCAGCAGCUGAAAGUAAUUUCAAACAUCUGGUGUUUGAAUUGGGAGGCAAAUCCCCUGCCAUCGUGUUCGAAGAUGCUGAUCUCGAGCAGGCGGCUCAGGAGACGCAGAAUAGUAUCAUGUUUCACUCUGGACAAACAUGUAUGGCCAACUCGAGGAUCUACGUACAUGAAAGUGUCGCCGAUCUCUUUAUUGAGAAGUUUGUUGCGUUUACUAGUGCUAGAAAACUUGGAGACCCUCUUGAUGAAGCUGUUACUUCUGGACCACAGGCUGAUAAGACGCAACAUUCGACUGUUCUGCAAUACAUUGACGAAGCCAGGAAAUCUGGAGGCAAGAUUGUCGAUAUCGAUUUAGAACUUCCCGAGACAAAUUCUGAGAAUUUUGUCAAGCCGACAAUCUUCCUCAAUCAUCCGGAUUCUGAUAAGCUCUCCAAAGAGGAAGUCUUUGGUCCUGUAGCGAUAGUGAAUACAUUUACAUCCGAGGAAGAUGUUCUGAAGCUUGCAAACGAUACCGAGWAUGGUCUCUAUGCUGCUGUUUACACCCAAAACCUCGAUCGAGCUUUGCGAGUGGCCAAGGGUUUGGAGUCUGGGAUGGUGGGUGUUAAUUGCACGAGUCCGACUGGUGCUUGGGAUAUGCCUUUUGGUGGAUACAAACAGUCGGGAAUGGGGAGGGAGAGCUUGGUGCAAAGCUUGGAUGACUGGUUGGAGACGAAGUCUGUGUACAUACGGAUGGGGAAAUCUUCCAGUGUUGGUGCGUUGGGGAGAUGA